GCCGCAUUCCUGCAAAAAACACCUCGACGGUGAUUGGCCGGCCGGGUACUUGCGGUGACCCUCUUAACCGACUGCUGACUUUCUUUCCGCCUCAAAACAGAACUCAACCUCCCGAGUCACAUCAAUUCCCAACCUACUUGACAAUUUGCAUUCCCUCUCCACUAGAUCACAUCAGAUCCUAUGAGAACUUAGGGCUUUGUUACUUCUAUCAUUGCAUAGAGCCUUUGAACACCUCAUAUUUAUAUCUACAGUCAUCAUGUCCUUCUGCAGAGUUACGGUUCGCUCUCCAGUGACAUCAUCCACAACGAUGUUGCGCUGUGUGAGAAAUCCCUACAAGACCCCGGCCCAUCGUCUGUUCUCCUCAUAUGGAAAUGCCCACCGGUCUUCCAAGCGCGACAUGCAGACCGCUACUGCGUAUCGCCCACAUUCCUUGCCGACCGCUUUUCCACCUCCCCGGAGCGGCGGAAGUUACGACACCUCUAUCUCGGCAGACUUCCCUCCGCUCCGAGACACAUCGGCACAGCAGCAAGGAGUCUUUUCAAAUGUUAGCCUCAGAGAGAAUGAGGCACAGAAGUCCAAGCCCGUCGAGUCGACUGCUCCCGCCUCGAAACCCGCGGAAAAGCCUCGGAGGAAGCUACGUGCACGGAAAGCGGCCAUGAAGUUAUCACCUGAGGCUAUUGUGCAACUCCGUAAGCUACUGUCUCAGCCGGACCCGAAAUUGAUCCGAGUGGGCGUAAGGAACCGUGGCUGCUCGGGCCUCGCCUACCAUCUUGAAUACGUGGAGAAGCCGGGUACCUUCGAUGAAGUUGUGGAACAGGAUGGCGUCAAGGUUUUGAUUGACAGCAAGGCGCUGUUCAGCAUCAUCGGUAGCGAGAUGGAUUGGCAAGAAGAUAAAUUGAGCAGGAAAUUCAUCUUCAAGAACCCAAAUAUCAAGGAAUCAUGUGGAUGCGGUGAAUCCUUCAUGGUUUAGAUUACGAUUCCGAUCUUUCUUUUACGGCCUUUUGGAAUUAUCAACGGUGCAUCGGACGGCGUUCUUACGGAUUGUUCUCUCCUGGGAUUAUCGAGUCUCCCCUUUUUCCUUGUUGAAUACAUCAGUGAUUCCCGGGUUAUAAAGCCCACAUCGUGUAAUACAUACUGUUUUCUUUUCUUCCUGUAUGUCAAGGACUUGACCUUGGCUGUUCGACCUAUGCGCAGUGUGCGUACUGAGUGACUCUGUGCUCGCUUUUCCCUUUGUUUACUAUCAAUAAAGAUAUCAAAUUCAAUGACAAAAAACUCUUGAAACACUCCUUCAUGUGUAUAAAAAUUUAUUUGCUCUGGAAGCUUCUGAUAUCAGAUGGGGAUGUUAAACGCA
This is a messenger RNA of Aspergillus pseudonomiae, 1351 nucleotides long. RefSeq names its product Fe-binding Fe/S cluster assembly protein ISA1 (gene isa1). Gene Ontology annotation, molecular function: 2 iron, 2 sulfur cluster binding. The record is from RefSeq and is a predicted model, not a curated record. The transcript is spliced from 3 exons. Gene Ontology annotation, biological process: iron-sulfur cluster assembly. Gene Ontology annotation, cellular component: mitochondrion; cytoplasm. NCBI's taxonomy places the organism in Eukaryota, Fungi, Ascomycota, Eurotiomycetes, Eurotiales, Aspergillaceae. Bases 257 to 970 code for a protein of 237 amino acids.